Lathyrus sativus (Indian pea) is the source of this 1596-nucleotide messenger RNA. NCBI's taxonomy places the organism in Eukaryota, Viridiplantae, Streptophyta, Magnoliopsida, Fabales, Fabaceae. The record is from the annotation of a GenBank genome assembly.
AUGUCAAGAAGGGUCAACAAUAUUGUUGUUUGUUUACUCUUGUUUUGUGUUCAUGUGGCAGUAGCUUUUGCUUCAAGCUCAGAAUCAAAUUGGCUAAGCCAUGGUGGAGAUUUAUCCAACAGAAGAUAUGCAUCCAUGGAGCGUAAGAUUAAUCCCAUAACAGCACCACGCCUGAAACUGAAGUGGAAAUUCUUUGCAGGACAAGAUAUUACAGCGACGCCGACAAUAUAUGACGGUGUAGUUUAUUUUCCAAGCUGGAAUGGUAACAUUUAUGCAAUUAGACAAAUUGAUGGGUCAGUUGUUUGGAAGAAAAAUUUGAAGGAGUUGACAGGCUUAAAUGCAACUGUGUUUAUCUUUAAUGCAAAUGGGACAGUUUCUAGAGUGAGUCCAAGUGUGGCUGGAGAUUUAUUGAUUCUUGGAAUUUAUGGACCAGCUGUUAUUGCUGGUCUUAAUAGAACAAAUGGUGAGCUUGUUUGGUUGACAAAGUUGGAGAAUCAUUAUAGAUCAUUUGUUACCAUGUCUGGAACAUAUUACAAUGGGAGUUACUAUGUUGGGGUAUCUUCACUAGAAGAACAAGUAGCAAUUGAUAAAUGUUGUACAUUCCGCGGAAGCUUUGCAAAACUUGAUGCUAAAACCGGUGCUAUCUUAUGGCAAACCUAUAUGUUGCCAGAUAACAAAGGAAAAAGAGAUCAAUAUGCAGGAGCCGCGAUUUGGGGAAGUAGUCCUUCCAUUGAUGUUUAUCGAAAACAUGUUUAUAUUGCCACCGGAAAUCUCUAUUCAGCCCCACAAAACAUACUUGAUUGUCAAGAAAGACAAAAUAAUCAAACGACUCCUGUUGAAACUGACGAGUGUAUCGAACCAGAAAACCACUCCAAUUCGAUGCUGGCCCUUGAUUUGGACUCUGGAAAAAUCAAAUGGUUCAAACAGUUAGGAGGCUUGGAUGUAUGGUUUAUAGCAUGUAAUAACGCUUCAACUCCUAACUGUCCGCCUCAAGGUCCAUUACCAGAUUCAGAUUUUGGAGAGGCGCCAAUGAUGUUAACUACAUAUGUAAACGGAACAAAGAAAGAUGUCGUUGUUGCUGUUCAGAAAAGUGGAUUUGCAUGGGCAUUGGAUCGCGAUAACGGAACCCUUAUAUGGUUUAAGCAAGCGGGGCCUAGUGGAACGGGCGGAGGUGGAAUAUGGGGCGCAUCAACUGAUGAAAAAAGAGUUUAUACCAACAGUGCAAAUUCAAAUAAGGAUAAUUUCCAACUUUUGCCGUCUAACAUGAAUACAACCACCGGAGGAUGGGUCGCAAUGGAUCCUAGAAACGGAGAAAUUCUUUGGUCCACUGCUAACCCUGGAAAUAGUACUGUCAGCGGCCCUGUUAGCGUAGCAAAUGAAGUUCUAUUUGGUGGAUCCACUGAUUUAUCAGGACACAUAUAUGCGAUCAACGCGAGAAAUGGAAAAAUCUUAUGGUCCUAUGCAACUGGAGGUAGUGUGUAUGGAGGAAUGUCCAUCAGCAAUGGAUGUGUUUAUUCAGGUCAUGGAUAUAAUGUCUCUCUAGGAGUUUUCUCUAACUAUACCGGUGGAACCUCGCUCUUUGCCUUUUGUGUCUAA